AUGGGCUCACGCGUAAUUCUGCAGUUCUCGCCUUUAGAGGUAGAGUCAGUCUCCUCGCCACCACAACGUCAAAUUCAGCCUUCGCUAGAGAAAAAGUGUCUUGUAUGCACUACUUUCAUCUUGUCCAAGCGGGCUGAAGUGGCGAACACACCAUCAGGAUCUCCAGGAAAGAAACGUAAAGGCGAGCCAGACCUAGUUCCAGUCUCCCACUUCGACAUCAAACUAGGCGAACAGAGCAAAGCGACCACAGCUCUUCAUGAAGCACUCGCAACAUCAAAACGGAUUGAGCUUGAUCAUCCAUUCGUUGAAAAUGGCCGGAUUUGCGGUCCUAUAAAUCUCAACGACUUGUUGCAUUUGUUCCCGACGACACGCGGCGUUAACGUCGGGUCUUUCGUAACCUUUUGGGUCCAAACCCUGCCCCCGAAACCUUGGCUGCUAUCAAUCGGAGGACUGCCGGUACAUUUUUCGACUAGCAAGCAUGAUAGUUGCUUUGAUCCAGGCGAAAGCGCCAAGGGCCCACGGAUACUAAAUCACAUUAACCUUCAAAGCCAACGUUAUUUCUCAUACGACAUCCUUCGAGAAGUCGUCGACGCCCUGCAAGGGAUAAAAACCAUCAAGCUAAUAAGUGUUUUCUGGCUUACAGGUAUAUGGCAAAUUACUAUCGCCGAACGUGUAGACAGGAAAGUCUUACCAUCCUUCAUUUGCUCUAAUGCCGCUUUCUACAAGUUUGCCUCAGAGAUCGCUUAUCCGGAUCCGUCAGUACUGAGAGAAAAGGCACCACAAGGCACCGAGUUCGAUAAUUCCCUAUAUGUGACUUCACUAAAUGCGCUACUUCGCCCUGGCAUUAUUCUGGGUUCAUCAGCUGUACGCGGCGUUGGCGAUAGCAAGCUAUGUUACAAGCAGACCAGCUCCGGGAUCCUCGUCAAAGAUCAGCAAGGUUCUCUCUUCAUUACAGUUGCGUCUCACGGCUUCGAAGAUGAUGGUCUGGUUUACCACCCGGAUCCAGAUACCGGUGUCAUUAUAGGUAAGAUCGUAAAGGACCUCCCAGGGACAGGUAUAUCUCUCGCGAAGCUAAAUCCGGGGCUUCGAUACGUUAAUGAGACCUUCAGAACGAGUGGCCACCCUCUCGGCAUUCAAGUGGACGGAAUUUCACCAGGCCAUUCGCCUCAGCUUCGAUCAUUUGAUACUAUUUCGAUGAACAAUCCGUUCUCAGGUGAUUGCGGUGGACUUGUCUUCGGGCUUGGUUGCAUUAUUCCGGAAGAUAGUGAUCACGACUAUGUGCAACAUCAGUGGAUCAUUUUAGAAGAUGGGGACGAACCAGUUGACAAGAGUUGUGGCUCCCCAAUAAUCGAUGCUAACGGACAAGUUGUAGGCUUGUUUAGGUACAAGAUGCCGAAUUCGCGCGAUUGCUUUGCAGUUUCGGCUCAGACACUUUGGGAUUAUGGAUAUGAGAUCUGUGUUGGAGAGCAUACUUUUCAAGAUAGAGAUACUACUUGUGUAGUUAGCUAG
Amorphotheca resinae ATCC 22711 is the source of this 1509-nucleotide messenger RNA. RefSeq lists its product as hypothetical. Bases 1 to 1509 code for a protein of 502 amino acids. NCBI's taxonomy places the organism in Eukaryota, Fungi, Ascomycota, Leotiomycetes, Helotiales, Amorphothecaceae. The transcript has 2 exons. The record is from RefSeq and is a predicted model, not a curated record.